GCCUUUAUUUGAGCAGCGCUCGACGGCCAUCAUAAUAAUAAUAAGAAGAAGAAUAUAUAUACAUGACGCCGGUAACGUAGCGUCGGAUUCCAUUCGUUCAUAUAACCUUGUUAUCUGGACUUUCGAGCAAUCAAUUGGAGACGCAGGAAGAUAUUAGUCCUAUCCCAAAUACUUUUGAAAAGAAAUGCUACAUAUAAUAAAUGUGUUCGAUAAUUCAUCGCUUUUUAUAACCGGUUCGACUUGUUGUAAUGCAAUAUUCCAGGUUUCCUUUGCUUAGCGUUUUACUCAUUGCUGCGCGGUGACAGAGAGAUAACGCGACAUUUAAAGUAUAAAUUGUGCCAGUUAUCUGCUCGUUAUCAGUGUGAUAUAUAAGCAGGAUCUUAAAUUGCAUACGUGCAUUUAGCAUUCGUACUUUGCAAAAACCUUGAAACGUGACACGCAAGAGUCAAGAUGGCAUUAAGAGAGGUAAAGGAAUUGGUGAAGCUGUAUAAAUCGUUAGCUGCGUAUCCGUCCUUAAGCAGCGCACAGAUCUUGACUGCUAAGAGCGGCAAGUUAUUCAUACAGGCCUCAUGGACGCAGAGGAAUCUGGAGAGGAAGACGGAUCAACGCUUCUUACAGAAUUACGAAUUAAAUUCAGACUUGACUCUAGAUUCUACCCAAUUUCCAAUUGAUACUACCACAGAGUUGAUGUACACCUUGACAAAGAAUGAGGAACGCAGAGCUGUACUGCGGCAAGUCACAAUUGAUAAUUCUACAAAACAGUUCAUAGAAAUCUGGGAUAAGCAACAUUUCGUGAAAAAUUAUGAUCUAUCUGCACUGGAUGUCCACGGCGAUGUUUACACCGAUGCCGAAUUUCGUUCAUUUGAAUGGUCUCCGGAUAAUACCAAGGUUCUGUACAUAGCAGAAAAAAAGCUCCCUAAGUCAGAACCGUUUUAUAAGCAAAAAUCAUUGGAUAAGAAAGAUAAGGAGAAGAAAGAGGAUGAUGAAGCAACAGUGGGUAAUGAAUAUAUCUACAAACCACAUUGGGGAGAACAAUUAGUAGGUAAACACCGACCUGUUGUUGCUGUUCUCGAUACGACGAUGGAUACCAUUACAAUUUUAUCUGGAAUACCAGAUGAACUUUCUCCCGGUCAAGUGAUUUGGACGAAAGAUCAGGAUGUAAUUGGUGUUGCUUGGAAGCAUGAACCACUAUACUUAGGCCUUACUGCGUGCACCAAUAGAUAUUCUUGGAUAUUUUUAUUGAAAAAUGGAGAAUAUCGAAAAUUGUCUGAUGAAGGAUGUGCUGUGCACAGUCCUAGAAUCAGCCCUGAUGGAAAUUAUCUCGUGUGGUUGCAGAGGGAAGCAGGUCUCGUUCCACAUCAUAAUGUGCACAAGCUUAUGUUGAGAGAUUUGAGAGUGGAAGAGGAUCAUAAUAACGAGAUCGUGGAAGCAGUGCGAACAAGUAAAACAAUUAGUCAAAACAGACAAUUUUAUGGGAUAUAUGGUCGUUUACCUCGUCGUUGUUGGAGUGACGAUUCUCAAUACUUAUUUUUCAGUACGCCUCAAAGAAACAAUAUCGUCUCGUACAUCGUGAAUAUAACAACAAAAGAUAUUACUGAGAUAAGAAACGACAGAAGCAGUCUUUCUAUACUGGACGUAAAGGGAGAUGUGAUUGCAUUUGUGAACACUUCUUUAAUGCAAUAUUCUACUCUUAUGGCGGGUCGUUUUAACAUUGAAGCGGCAAAUAAUGGAGAUAUUCCCAGAAGUGCGAUUACACUUCCAAUAAAAAUUCCUGGUCCUGAAGAAAUUAUAUAUGAACCUAAUGAAUAUAGUUACGAUAACGAUGACAGUAUAAAGCAAUUCAACUAUAUUUAUUUCGGACCAAAGAGUGGUAAAGAUCAAUCGGUACCUUUUAUAGUUAUACCACAUGGAGGACCUCAUAGCAAUUUUGCAAAUACAUUUUCUCUCGAGUCUUCUUUCUUGAUAUCAGCAGGUUUUGCAGUAGUGCUAGUAAACUAUCGUGGUUCUACGGGAAUGGGCAGCGCAACGGUGGAGUAUCUUCAAGGAAAAGUUGGGAACGUGGAUGUGAAGGAUUGCAUAACUGCUACGCAGGAAGCGAUCAAGAGAUACCCUUGGCUCGAUCCUAAACGCAUAGGACUUAAUGGCGGAUCUCACGGUGGAUUCUUGGUAGCACAUUUGAGUGGGCAAGCUCCAGAUCUGUUUAAAGCAGUAAUUGCAAAAAAUCCUGUCAUCGAUAUCGCUACCAUGUUCGGUACAUCUGACAUCCCAGACUGGUGCGCUGUGGAAGCAGGUAUUCUUUUCAACAUUGUUACCGGUCCUUGGCCCAAUGACAGCGACGUGUUUGUGAAAAUGAGGAAUUGCUCGCCCAUAGUGCAUGUCGAUAAGGUCAAGGCACCAACCUUGAUUUGUAUUGGAACGAAAGAUCUACGAGUACCAUGCUCUCAAGGAACGAUGUGGUACAACAGACUCAAAAUUAAUAAAGUGAAAGCUAAGAUGCUGGUGUACGAUGACAAUCAUCAGUUGGGAACUGGAUCAGCUGAGAUCGAUCAUAUCAUCAACGAUUACCUAUGGUUACUGGAGCAUACGUCUAAGGAGUCUGAAGACAAAAAAUAAAUUGCAACCAUUUGAUUAUAUGUAUGUAUAUAUACACAUAGAUUUUUAUUAUCACAAAUGGAAUAUUUACAUGAUUUUAUUACAUACAUUUUAUAAAGACAUAAUAUUUAAUCUCCAAAAAUAUACGCACACGUCCAGUACUUGUAUACAUUAUAUAAAAUUUUUAUGCUUUA
Molecule: messenger RNA, 2786 nt
Organism: Temnothorax curvispinosus
Lineage: Eukaryota; Metazoa; Arthropoda; Insecta; Hymenoptera; Formicidae
Product: acylamino-acid-releasing enzyme-like
Exons: 13
Coding region: 451-2613 (720 amino acids)
Biological process (GO): proteolysis
Molecular function (GO): serine-type endopeptidase activity
Source: RefSeq, a predicted model, not a curated record